AUGAAUACAUCUAUUCCUGAAAUUUCAUCACGUUAUUUACCUUUAAUGACAUCGGUGAAAUAUACAGUUAGUGAAAUGUCUAAAAUUCAUGAAAAUGCCGAAUGCAAUAAAGAAAUUUGCUCAAUAAUGAUGAAGCUUGUGAGGAAGGCAGAAAUAGAAAUGAAUUUAAUGAUAAUAGACAUGAAUGAUAAUAUGAAGAAUAUUAUUCAAAAUAAUUAUUAUGCGAGCUUUAAAAGUUUUAAAAUUAUUCUAUCAAAUAUUAGAGAAUAUAUCAAGAAUGUGUCAACGCUUAGGGGUUAUAAAAAGUAUCUUAGUGCAAAAGAAGUUAGAAACAAAUUUAAUAAUUUGAUUAAUGAAUAUAAUAAUUGUAUAGAACGUUUACAGUUUACACAGUUUGCUUUAAAAACUGUCGAUGAAAUUAAUGGUAAUUCCGAUGUAGAAAAAGUCGAUAAAGAUAUAAAUGAAGUGGAAGAUACUCUUCAAAAUAUUACUUGCAAAGAUAAUCGGAGCAUCGACGCAAUAGUCCAAGAAGUAUCAAUAAUAAGAAUCCAAACUGCUAAACAACAAGGCGAUGUUCGUGCACAGAGGAUUAAUUCAAGCGAACUAAAAGAUCUUCUUAUACCACUUGAAAAUCAUCGUGGUCGUAUAGUUAAGAAAUUAUAUAAUGAUUCUGAAGUUGCAUGCAAACCCAUUGGCGAUUAUAAGAAUCAAGAAAGUGAUUUAACAAUUCUUGGAAAAUUACAAUCAGAGUACAUACUUCGUUUUUAUGGUCUUUCAAGUGUAGAUAAUCUUAAAGUCAUAGUACUUGAAUGGACUAAUAAUGGAACUUUAAAGGAACUUUAUAACACUUAUAUCAUUCCUUGGACUAGAAAAUUACAAAUUGUUCGAGAUAUAUGUCGUGGCAUUAUAUCAAGCGAUUUGGUCCCAAAACUUGGAAAUUUCAGAUGUACUCGUGAAGUAAAUGUAAGAGCUAAGAAUCUUUCAGGUUUAGUAACAGAUGUUAUUCGUUGGAUGGCUCCUGAACAACUUGAGAGAUAUGAAAAAUAUAGACGUGAUGAAAAUACAUAUACAUUUAGUUGUGAAAUGUUUAGUUUCGGUAUGCUAAUAUGGGAACUUUGUUACGAAAAGAUGCCAUAUGAAAACUUGGAGAUUAAAGAAAUAUCUGAUCAUGUUAUAAGUGCAUGGCAUCAUAAACCACAUCAACGAAUAUCUCUUGCAGGCUUACAUUUAACACUCGAAAAAUUGGUCGAAAACUUUCCAAUACCUUUUGACACGCCAAUACCUUUACAAGAUAAAAUUUCAAAACUUGAAGAAGCAAUGGAUGUUGAUAGUCCAUCUGUUGACUUUUUGAUACCUCUUGAAAAAGGAGUAGAACUUCAUAAAAAUAGAGAUCAUAAAGCUGCCUUAGAAUGUUUUGAAGAAAAUGCUAAACUUGGUGAUCCUCUUGCAAAAUAUUGGCUGGGUUACUACCUAUCUUAUGGGUAUGAUGUCAUAGAAAUAGAUAAGGAACGAGCGAAAAACCUUUUUAAAGAAGCUGCUGAUCAUGAUCAUUCUGAUGCUCAAUGUCGAUAUGCUGUUGCUUUACUAUCUGAUCUUAAGAAAGAUGAUCCUGAAUCUAAAAAAGAAGAAAAUAGAAAUGAAAUAAUACAUUAUUUUAAAUUGGCUGCUAAUAACAAAAAUCCUAAUGCUAUGUAUUACUUAGCAGAUAUUUAUAUCAAUGGAAAGCUUAAAGUACAAUCUGAUAAAGAACUUGGAAUGAUGUAUUUAAAAUUAGCUGCUGAUCAUAAUUAUGAAAAAGCUGUUAAUUUAUUAAAGCAAUUGAAUGAUGCUAAGAAAGAUGCUGAGAAUGAUGGUAAAAACGUCGUUAAGAAUGACGUUAAGAACGAUAUUAACAAGGAUGUUAAAACCGAAAUUAUGAAUGGAGUUGUAAAUGGAGUUACGAAUAAAGUUGAGAAUGAUAAAGUUGGGAAUGAAAAAGCUGGGAACGAUAAAGUUGAAAACGAUAAAAUUAAGAACGAUAAAGUUGAGAGUGAUAAAGUUAAGAAUGAGAUUAAGAACGAAGUUAUGAAUGAAAAUAAGAGUGAAGAGAAGAGUGAAGCUAUGAAUGAAGAGAAGAGUGUAGCUAUGAGUGAAGAGAAAAGUGUAGCUAUGAAUGAAGAUAAGGGUGAAGAUAAGAGUGAAGAGAAGAGUGAAGCUAUGAAUGAGGAUAAGAGUGAAGAGAAGAUGAAUGAAGAUAAGAGUGAAGAGAAAAGUGAAGCCAUGAAUGAAGAUAAGAGUGAGGAGAAGAGUGAGGCUAUGAAUGAAGAUAGGAGUAAGAGUGAAAUGAUAAGUGAUACGAAUGAAGUUAAAAAUGGUGAUAAAAAUAAAGUAAUAAAUAAAGAUGAAAACGGCGUUAAGAAUGAAAUUAUGAAUGAAGAUAGGAGUGAUGUGAUGAGUAUAGAUAAUUAUGAAGUAAUAAAUGAGGAUAAGAAUAAAGAAAUGAAUGAUGAUAAGCAAGAAAAUAUGGACGAAGACAGGACUGGUUUUGGGAAUCAAAAUUUGAACUAUUGUAGCAAAACACACUUUGGGCAUGGUGGUAGUGGUAUAAAAAGGAGCAACUUGG
Messenger RNA from Dentiscutata heterogama, 2602 nucleotides. The record is from the annotation of a GenBank genome assembly. Lineage: Eukaryota; Fungi; Glomeromycota; Glomeromycetes; Diversisporales; Gigasporaceae.